Molecule: messenger RNA, 1116 nt
Organism: Oryza brachyantha (malo sina)
Lineage: Eukaryota; Viridiplantae; Streptophyta; Magnoliopsida; Poales; Poaceae
Product: putative cyclin-dependent kinase F-2
Exons: 1
Coding region: 1-1116 (371 amino acids)
Biological process (GO): regulation of mitotic cell cycle; protein phosphorylation
Cellular component (GO): nucleus
Molecular function (GO): ATP binding; cyclin-dependent protein serine/threonine kinase activity
Source: RefSeq, a predicted model, not a curated record
AUGGCCGUGAAGCGCUCUGCUGCGGAUUCCGGCCUGACAGUCGGCGGCGACGACGGCGGCGGCAAGCGGAGAUGCGGCAGCACGAGCAUCGACGACUACGAGAUCACAUGCGAGCUCGGGAGAGGCACGUUCUGCGCCGUCACGAGGGCGCGCCACCGCGCCACGGGGAAGGACGUCGCGCUCAAAUUCGUCCUCAGCCACGACGGCAAGGUUAACGCCUUCGCCGAGAUAGCGCUGAAGCAGGAGGGCCUCUUCCUCUCACGCUUCCGCCACCACCCGACGAUCGUCUACCUCCACGGCGCCGCGUACGACCCGCGCAUCCGGACCUGGGGCCUCGUCAUGGAGCACGUCGGCCCGAGCCUGUACCGCGUCCUGCGGCAGCGCCGCCUGGCCGGCGGCCAGCCGUUCGCGGAGGAGGAGGUGCGCCAUAUCAUGCGUCAGCUCCUGAGCGGGGUGUCGGGGCUGCACGAGCGCCACAUCAUCCACCGGGACAUCAAGCCCGGGAACAUCCUCCUCGGCGACGGCGGCAGCGUCGUGAAGAUAUGCGACCUCGGGUUGGCGAUGUGCUGCGAUGAACAGAAGCCGCCGUACAACCCGGCCGGCACGCCCGGGUACCGUGCGCCGGAGAUGAUGCUCGGGAAGCCGGACUACGACGAGCUGGUGGACGCCUGGUCGCUCGGCUGCGUGAUGGGCGAGCUCCUCGCCGGCGUGCCGCUGUUCCGGGGUCCCAACCGGACCGAAGAGCUCUUGGCAAUGUACCGCCUGCUCGGAGUGCCGUGCCGCGACACCUGGCCGGACUACCCGUCCCUGCCGCUCACCGGCACGGUGAAGCUGCCGCAGUGCUGGAACAGCAACCGGCUGCGCGAGCGGUUCCCGGAGGAGCGCCUGUCGAGCGGCGGGUUCGAGGUCCUGAACGGCCUCCUCACCUGCAACCCCGGCGCGCGGCUGUCGGCGGCGGCGGCGCUCCAACUCCCGUGGUUCGCCGCCACCGUCGACGGCACUGCUGCUGCAGCAACUGAUGCGGAGACCGGUCAGUUGGCGUCCCCGAGGCAGGAGCCGGCGACGGCGGCGAGCUUCGCCGAUGAGUUAACGGAGUUGUGGUGGUUGUGGAAGUGA